Mytilinidion resinicola is the source of this 1139-nucleotide messenger RNA. RefSeq names its product cobW-domain-containing protein. The record is from RefSeq and is a predicted model, not a curated record. Lineage: Eukaryota; Fungi; Ascomycota; Dothideomycetes; Mytilinidiales; Mytilinidiaceae. The transcript is spliced from 3 exons. Gene Ontology annotation, cellular component: cytoplasm. The coding region runs from base 63 to 1139 and encodes 358 amino acids.
GCAACACUGAGCCGUUUGUCUUGCGCCCGUCCUCCACUUGCCGACCUGCUGCAUGCUCCACUAUGGCUCCUCUUCGCCCAAUCCCGGUUACCAUCAUAACUGGCUUCCUAGGAUCGGGAAAGACGACCCUCAUCCUCAACCUCAUCCCCCAGCUACCCAAGUCCUACAAGCUUGCCCUCCUCAAGAAUGAGUUUGGUGAUGUCGCCGUCGACUCGCAGCUCGCCUCGUCCUCUGCCAUCUCCGGCGUGCAGGAGCUUCUUAACGGAUGCAUCUGUUGCAACCUCGUCGGCCAGCUUUCUGAUACCCUGGAAACCCUCUCUCGCGACGUAACACCCGACCGUAUUAUUAUCGAAACUUCUGGCUCCGCAUUUCCAGCCACUUUGGCAAUGGAGGUGAACCGCAUUGCCGAAAAGACCGGAGGAUAUGUGCUGGAUGGAGUCAUGAGCGUUAUUGAUGUCGAGAACUGGAAGGGCUACGAGGACACAAGCCUUACGGCCAAACUACAGGCCCGGUAUACCGAUCUGAUUGUGUUGAAUAAGUGGGAGCUUGUCGACGAACGCAAGCUCGAAGACUGUGAGGAUCGCAUCCUGGACCUUGAGGUUGAUCCACCGACGCCGAGAUCGAAGAGCGACAAGGGCUGGGUGAACAAGGACAUAGUGUUUGGUCUGGAUGCCAAGCUGGCCAAACUGGUCGACAGCGAACAUGAACACCACCAUGAUCACGACCAUCAGAGCGAAGUCGAGGUCCUGUCGGUAACCUUGUCGUCGCCGGCCGAGAGGCUGGGCAUCGACCUCGCGAGGUUUGAGAAGUUGCUCGAAGAAGCUUCCAAAGAUGAAAUCUAUCGGAUCAAAGGGAUCUUAUAUGCCUCAUCUGCUCCUCGGUCUUCCAUGGAAAACAAACCAAAAGAGUUUGCAGCUGGCCUGGCUGUGGGUGCUCCUUCUCGGUAUAUUUUGAACUGGGCAUUUGGACGUUGGAGCUUCACGCCUGCACCAUUUGACUCUGCAAAUCCAACGUUGAGAAUGACAGUCAUCACCGCCCGGUACGAAUCGUCGAAAUGGCAGAAGCGACUUGAGGCUGGCGAGUUCACUACAUUAGAGCAUGGCAGCGUAGGUUCUUUGAGCGUGAAGAGAGUCACAUAA